Messenger RNA from Chironomus riparius, 765 nucleotides. The record is from the annotation of a GenBank genome assembly. Lineage: Eukaryota; Metazoa; Arthropoda; Insecta; Diptera; Chironomidae.
AUGUCAAGUUCAUUUAAAUUAUUUUAUGAUUAUUUUUCUCCACUCUCACGUUCCAUCAUAAUUUUACUGGAGCAUAACAAAGUUGUGUAUGAGAAGACAUCAGUGGCGUUGAGAAAAGGGGAGCAUUUAAGCAAGGAAUAUGGGCAGAAUGUGAAUAGACAUCAUAAAGUGCCUGUGAUACACGAUAAUGAUGGACUCAGAUUAGCAGAAACUGUAGCGAUUUAUCAUUAUUUAGGGAGGAAAGGUAUUAUAUCAGAACGAUGGUAUCCGACAGAUGUUAAGAAAUUAAUGAAAAUUGAUGAAUUCCUUCAAUGGAAUCAUAACAGCUUGCUCCUCACAACUGGAUCAAUAUUUUAUGAAGCAUGGCUAAAACAUUUCAAGGAUAUUAGUGGAACAGAGCAUGGGAUGAUGAAAAACGUAAGAGAUCCUACAAACUUCGUUGAUAUCCACAAUUCAUUAAAUAUGCUCGAAAAUGUCUGGCUUGAAAAUAAAAAAUUCCUCGUUGAUGAUGAACCGACUUAUGCAGAGCUUAUCGCUUCAUGCGCGCUUAUGCAAGUUGUGGGUUUGCGGUUGUUUGCUAUAGACAAUGAAAAGUAUCCAAAAGUGAGCAGAUGGCUGCAGGACACAAAAGAUUAUUUCAAUCCUGAAUUCGAUACUGCACAUCAAUACAUUUAUAAAUACGGAGAGAGAUUUAAUGGACCACCAAAGAUAGGAUUGACGAUUAGAGCUGUGUUGUUCUUAAGGAAUUUAAUGAACAAAAGUUAA